Molecule: messenger RNA, 820 nt
Organism: Fundulus heteroclitus (mummichog)
Lineage: Eukaryota; Metazoa; Chordata; Actinopteri; Cyprinodontiformes; Fundulidae
Gene: mrpl32
Product: mitochondrial ribosomal protein L32
Exons: 3
Coding region: 85-636 (183 amino acids)
Biological process (GO): translation
Cellular component (GO): mitochondrial large ribosomal subunit
Molecular function (GO): structural constituent of ribosome
Source: RefSeq, a predicted model, not a curated record
UUCCGUCUGCUGAGAAGAAGAACGAGGCCCGGUGACCGUGAGUUGUUUGUCAUGUCAGAAGAAGGAGAAACGUGCUGAGCUAAAAUGAUGAAUUUAUCUGCCUUGGUGCACAGCCUCCGGUGUUCCCUGCUGCGCAUUGAAAGCAGACUUCUCCAGAUAACCGGACCGGAAACCCAGCUGGGUCCAUGUGUGGCAGUGAACGGCCCCAGCCUCCUGCCCCGGAUCGACCAGGAGCCCCUGCAGGGUGACGAUGAGGAGCAGAGCCCCGAGCAGACCUCGGGCCUCCUGGACAGCAUCCUGUGGAUGGCGGCCCCCAAGAAGAGACGCACCAUAGAGGUCAACAGGACCAGGAGGAGGGAUGAAAGAAAACUAAUCAAAGCCAAGAGCAACAUUGAGCCGUGUCCAGAGUGCGGCCAUUUGAAGCAGAACCACAUCCUGUGUGGCUUCUGUUACGAAAAGGUCCGCAGGGAGACGGCCCUGAUUCGUGGACAGAUCAAGGCAAUGGAAGGCGGGCCCCUGAGGGCCCCCACCGUGGAGACCGUCGUCCUGUAUGAGGGGGAAACGCAGAGCGAGCAGGACAGAGGGAAGAGGAUAGUGGAGCGGUCCAGGAAGAGACCCGCCUGGUUCAGCUACUGAUACGGAGGAUGUUUAGGCUUUUUUGAUGAUAGGAGUGUGUAUGUUUGUUUUUCACAAUCACAUUUGUUGUAAGAAGUAACACAAGUUUCUGCUUUUUCCUGAUUAAACCGGUUCUUGUAAAUGAAUACGACAGAAGAACACGAUGUUUGAAUGAACAAAAGUAAAGUAAUUCAAUAAGAAAAAA